This is a messenger RNA of Rubroshorea leprosula, 876 nucleotides long. NCBI's taxonomy places the organism in Eukaryota, Viridiplantae, Streptophyta, Magnoliopsida, Malvales, Dipterocarpaceae. The record is from the annotation of a GenBank genome assembly.
GAGAAAUUAUCGGGGAACUGUUUCAACAACUCUACAUACUCUUCCCCACCAUCCCACCAUUCCAUGGAUGUUAUCUUUGAACCCCAGAGGGGCAGAUCCUUCUCUAUUGAAGUGGGUUUCUUUGACACAGUCCUGGAAAUCAAAGAAAAGGUUCAAAAAUACCAGGGGAUUCCUGUUGCCAGCCAGACCCUAGUUUUCAAGGGUCGUGUUCUUCAGGAUGAACAGGACAUUGAGUACUGCGAACUGUUGCAGGAUUCCCACGUUCAGCUUCAGGUGGCACCGGAACCGGAUACAACCCAAGUCAAGCCCCAGAUUCAUGUUGAACAGCCUUCUCCUGUGGCGUCCAAUAAAAUCCAACUCAAGAUCAAUAUUUCUUCAUCCAAAACCUGCGUCCCUCUUGAAAUAGACGUUAACGACUCCAUUUUGCGCUUAAAGGAAAAGAUUCAUGAGAUGGAGAAUGUUCCAAUAAACAGGUUAGUAGUUCAAUAUAGGGGCAUGGAGUUGCAGGAUAAUCGAUCUUUGCGGGAAUGCGAGCUUAAAGAUAAUGCGCAGAUUGAUGUGAAUGUAAGGCCGUCGCCUACGGCAUCCGGGACGGGGUCAAAGAAAUUGAAAUUGAUGGUGUUGCCGAAGUGCGGACCAAAAAAGAUACCAGUGGAGGUGAAUCCAUCGGAUAGCGUUGGUGAGUUGCGAAAUGAGCUGCAGAAGUUGCAGUCGAGGCUUCAAUUUACACUUCCACCCGAGGGAUAUUUCUUCAUUUACAAACAGAAUGUUAUGGACGACGAUCGCUCCUUCCGGUGGCACCAGGUCAGCCAAGGUGAUACCAUCGAAAUUUUCAAUGGCAGCGUUACUUGAGGAUCAUAAAAACAUUCCUGCAAA